CGCCGCGGUUUCCUGCACUCGCUUGGUUCUACUGUGGGUCUGAACUGGACCCCAUGCCCUACUGUGGGGCUUCUGCAGCCUUUGGACUGUGAAGACAGAUUUUCAAUCCAGUCACAUAAGGAUAAUAAAGAAAUAUCAGUCCUCAUGGAAGAAGAAGAUUUACCAGAGCAACCAAUUAAAAAAGCCAAGAUGCAGGAAUCAGGAGAGCAAACUUUAAGUCAAGGAAGCAACCCAGAUGUCAGUGAUCAGAAACCUGAAACAUCAAGCCUUGCUUCAAACCUUACCAUGUCGGAGGAAAUUAUGACAUGCACCGAUUACAUCCCUCGCUCAUCCAAUGAUUAUACCUCACAAAUGUAUUCUGCAAAACCUUAUGCACAUAUCCUCUCAGUUCCUGUUUCGGAAACUGCUUACCCUGGGCAGACUCAGUACCAGACACUACAGCAGUCUCAACCCUAUGCUGUCUAUCCUCAGGCAACCCAAACAUACGGACUACCUCCUUUUGGUGCAUUGUGGCCAGGUAUGAAACCUGAAAGUGGUUUAAUUCAGACUCCAUCUCCAAGUCAACACAGUGUUCUUACCUGCACUACAGGGUUAACCACAAGCCAGUCAAGCUCAGCACAUUAUUCUUAUCCCAUUCAAGCUUCAAGCACAAAUGCCAGCCUGAUAUCCACUUCAUCUACAAUUGCCAAUAUUCCAACAGCAGCAGUUGCCAGCAUCUCAAACCAGGACUAUCCCACCUAUACUAUUCUUGGACAGAACCAGUACCAGGCCUGCUACCCCAGCUCUAGCUUUGGAGUCACAGGUCAGACUAACAGUGAUGCCGAGAGUACCACAUUAGCAGCAACCACAUACCAGACAGAUAAGCCUAGUGUCAUGGUACCUGCGCCUGCAGCACAGAGACUUUCCUCUGGAGACCCUUCUACAAGCCCGUCUUUGUCCCAGACUACACCAAGUAAAGAUGCUGAUGAUCAGUCCAGGAAAAACAUGACUGGCAAGAACCGGGGCAAGAGGAAAGCUGAUAGCAGUUCUUCCCAGGACAGUGAAUUGGAACGGGUAUUUCUGUGGGACUUGGAUGAAACCAUCAUCAUCUUCCACUCCCUUCUUACUGGAUCCUAUGCCCAGAAGUAUGGAAAGGACCCAACAGUAGUGAUUGGCUCAGGUUUAACAAUGGAAGAAAUGAUUUUUGAAGUGGCUGAUACACAUCUGUUUUUCAAUGACUUAGAGGAGUGUGACCAGGUACAUGUGGAAGAUGUGGCUUCUGAUGACAAUGGCCAAGACUUGAGCAACUACAGUUUCUCAACAGAUGGUUUCAGUGGCUCAGGAGGCAGUGGCAGCCAUGGUUCCUCUGUAGGUGUGCAAGGAGGUGUGGACUGGAUGAGGAAACUGGCUUUUCGCUACCGAAAAGUGAGAGAAAUCUAUGAUAAGCAUAAAAGCAAUGUGGGUGGCCUCCUCAGUCCUCAGAGAAAGGAAGCACUGCAGAGAUUAAGAGCAGAAAUAGAAGUUUUAACAGAUUCCUGGUUAGGAACUGCAUUAAAGUCCUUACUUCUCAUCCAGUCCAGAAAGAAUUGUGUGAAUGUUCUGAUCACUACCACCCAGCUCGUUCCAGCCCUGGCCAAGGUUCUCCUAUAUGGACUAGGAGAAAUAUUUCCUAUUGAAAACAUCUAUAGUGCUACCAAAAUUGGUAAGGAGAGCUGCUUUGAGAGAAUUGUGUCAAGGUUUGGAAAGAAAGUCACAUAUGUAGUGAUUGGAGAUGGACGAGAUGAAGAAAUUGCAGCCAAACAGCACAACAUGCCCUUCUGGAGGAUCACAAACCAUGGAGACCUAGUAUCCCUCCACCAAGCUUUGGAGCUUGAUUUUCUCUAAGAACUGGAAUGAGGAGCUUCCCCGUUUGCUCCUUUUCCCUCCAGAAGGGAGCUAGAGACCGGAACCAGCUGGGGACUCUCUGUCUCUGUGGGUCUCUCUCUCUUUCGUUUUCUCCAUGGAAUACUGGCAAGAACACAAUCAGAACCAACAGCUGCGGUUUUUGCUAAGAGUGAGCCAUAGCCUCAUGUUCAUCCUCGUACAGAAGAAGGAGACAGUUGGAUAGAGAGAACAGUAGACUUACUGCAGCUACAGUACUUUUAAUUCUUCUGUGUUUUGUUUCAAAAAAUGAAGAAAAAGAAAAGGAAAUUCCUCGAGCAGAGUUACACGCUUAGUCCAUGACCAGAUCGAGAACUGCUAUUAACUUGAGGUGAUAGGAAAAAUGCGCAGACUUUAUAAUAACAUUUCUUGCAGUCUUUAGAAUCUCGUUAGCUGUAGAACUCAUUUCCAGUGAAUAUGUAUAUUAUUUUUAUAGGUAAGGGUCUGGUCUUUGAAGCAGGUUUUCCCCCCUUUCUUUUUCUAGCAAGAAAAGGGCGUAUAAAGUUUCCUUGAAAAUAAUAAUUGAAAUAUCUAAAAUACCUCUUUGAGACAGUAGCACCUCUUUAGCUGCUCCAGUGGUCUGCUCUCUAGGAUGGUUCCUUUCCCGUUCUUCCAUCUCCUAGUUUGCUGAGCUGUGGGGCACUGGACACUGAUUAACUUUUGUCUUUGGCAUUUUCCAUCAUAGACGCCUUAGUCCCCUUUCCAGUCACGCUUCCUCUUUAACCAAAUGGCACAACCCUAGAAACUCUUUCUCUUAUACUAUAAAUUCUAACCCUUCAGUUUGACUCAUAUUCAAGGACUGUGUCCCAGGAGGCUUAGCCUCCAAACUGGAGAGAAGGGACGAAGGCUUCUUAGGAAUUUCAUCUUCUUUGGCUCUUGAGACAGGAAGAAUCUACCUAUUCUUCCUGCAAAGAUGCACCCUUUCCCCAUUAGAUGCUCACCCCUGCAGUCUCUCCCUUCUUAGUCAUCAAGUACUAGACUCUUGCCUUUUUCCUGCCCUCUGCACCUCCCAUCCACCUCCAUGCAGCUCUGGCCAGUCCCUGGAUAUUGGACCUAAGAAGUCAAAUCAAGUCUAAGAACAGGCUUAUAACUACAUUUUGGCCAAAACUACCAAUGUAUUGGACUUCCUUUGUGGAAGCUCUUAAGCCAUAUGAAAGGGUAUCCUGGGCAUAUAGUUACUUAGAUCUCUGCCUGAAACUGAAAAGAAGAUUGCUGUAAUCAAAACCCAGUUUCCCUUGGAACACCCCUCUUCUCAUAUCCCAUUCUAAAAUGGGAAACCAGAAGGCCAGAAAGACUUUGCUGAUUUAAAUGAGGAUGCUGGAUCCUCCAGUUCGUUCCUGAAAAUUUAAUCUUGGGCCAAAUGCAGGAACAUCUCUCAGCUUGACCUCUGGGAAGAUUGGUGGGUCCCCAUGCACUGGCCCCAACCUUUCAGCCCAGCUGUGUUUGUUGACUGCCUUAUCCCUCCAAGACCAACUUGGGCAUCUGCUGAGGCAGGAUAAACUUCCCUAGAGCUGAGGAAGUUUAUCCUCUCCCAGGCUGCACAGAGAAAGAUGAUUAUAUAAGCACCUCAGUCUUGGUCCUCAGUAGGACCUACUCCAGCUAUAAUUUCUUGUCCCCAGAGAUUCUGCAUACCCAUUUCCAGAGCUGUUGCAGCACAAAGAGGCAAGAAUCCUUCCAAUGCCAGAUAGCAACAGAGAAAGGCUGAUAUACACAUUCCUUCAGAACUGAUUGCAAAAGUGCUGCAUGACUCACAAUUAGGGAAUACGCUUUUGGAGAGGGGCUGAAGUCAGUGCUCCAUUACUUAACUGCCUCUUUUGUCUUGUUUCCUUGUGGGAUGGGAGGAGUGAAAUGUAGUCGGCAGACCUUCUCUUGGUCUGUAUUCAGCAUAGUAGCCCAGAUGCUGCUCUGCCUUGCUUGAUGGUUGAUCUUAGAAAGCUCUAGGAUGGUUGUACUUUGAGGCCUCAAACCCUAUUGGUUUCUUGCUCUGGACAAAGGCCACCCUGUUGGUGCUGUGCUCAGGCUUGUAUGGCUAUAUCAUGCACACAGCACAAACACUUCUCUCUCCCCACCCUUUGGGAGCUCUUUAUCCUUAAAAUAUGACUUGGAUUCCUUUCAAUUGCCUUUUUCCUCUUGCCCUGACUGCCUAUCUUAGCUCUUUCCAAAAGGAACUUGAACUUGGCCAAGAGAGUUGAGGAGGCUCUCUGAGCAGAGCAUCUUCUGCUCUUUUCUGGUCACUGCCACCCUUAUUUAGAGGGCAGACAGAAAACAGGAGCUUCUUGGCCCAUCUUUCUGAAAUGAAUUGACCAGGGAACAAAGAAUUCUUAUCCCUGGCACAAACAUCUGGAAAGAAAAAUAAGUGGGCAGCAUUAAGAGCUGCUGGAAGCUGAGGGUCAAAGGAUACUGUGGGUUCAUUCAUCAAGUUGUAAGCCCUAUUUAAUAGAAAAAGUCCCCCUGAAAUAAGCCAAAUGAUGAGUCCUUCCCCAGGUGGGCACUGUGGAUUUCAUAAGAUGGGUCUGUACAUUUCGUGGUGAAGACUAUCUCUAGUAGUGGAUCUGGAGUUGUCAGGUGUGUCCUGAGUUUUGGAGGUGGCUUGACUUUCGAAUGUAAAACUGACUGUGCCUUAGCAUCACCCUGUCCAGUGUGCCUUGGGCAGCUGUGGUGUCCAGGAGAAUAGAUGCCUCCUCCAGAUUUAGAUGCCUAUUUAGGCUUUUAUUUGAUUUGGGGUGUUCUUGUUUUCUGCUCUACAAGUUUGGGGGGGGGAGGGCAUAUUUAGUGUCCAAAGAGACUUGUGCCACAGCUUGUUCACAGUUUAUACAAACUCAGCUUUAAAGCUCCAUGUAGAAUCUGAUUGGCACACUCCAGCUGCAGCAUAUGGAGCUUCUAGAUGUUCACUACCUUGAAUGGGUGUCAGUGCCACUGAACCACAGGAGAGAGGAGAACAGGGGCAGAGCCAUGUCUCCCUCUACCUGGGAGAGUUAUACUCUGGGCCAAGGAGUGGUGAGCUUGGGGGCUUCCUCUCACUCACUCCUCACCCCUCCACAAGGGGGCAGUUAGGCCCCCUCUUAAGCAUGCUUCUAUUUCCUACCACUCAGUUGGUUUCCUUUUUCAUCCAAAAGUUAGAACUCCGCAGAUAUUCACACUAUAGAAGCCAAAUAUGAAUUUUUUGAGAUUCUAAAAUAUCUUAAACUACAGAAGAGCAUCUAGUUCUGUCCCAGCCUCGAUCAGCAAGCCAUCUGUCCCUUCCUCUCCUCUGAGUUGGACAGCUCUAGCAAGCAAAUCUCCUUGGCUAGCUCCUAAUGCACUGACGGGAGCCAUCCCAUUAAGGACGACUUCUACUUCAAAGCACGACUCUCCCUCUGGACUUCAGAUGCCUCUUUUAGUAGGAAAAGUCAUUGCUUGGAUUGGAUAUAUUUAUAUGACUGCGGGCAUUCGUGGCUGUAGAAUCCUUGACCAUAAUGUUAUAUGUAAUGGGAACUAUCUUAUAAACUUGAAAAAAAAUAAAGGUUUUAUUUUCUAUA
Cynocephalus volans (Philippine flying lemur) is the source of this 5417-nucleotide messenger RNA. It is a transcript of the gene EYA3, whose product is annotated as EYA transcriptional coactivator and phosphatase 3. Bases 145 to 1863 code for a protein of 572 amino acids. NCBI's taxonomy places the organism in Eukaryota, Metazoa, Chordata, Mammalia, Dermoptera, Cynocephalidae. Gene Ontology annotation, molecular function: protein tyrosine phosphatase activity. The record is from RefSeq and is a predicted model, not a curated record. The transcript is spliced from 18 exons. Gene Ontology annotation, cellular component: nucleus. Gene Ontology annotation, biological process: positive regulation of DNA repair; negative regulation of extrinsic apoptotic signaling pathway in absence of ligand; multicellular organism development.